This is a messenger RNA of Funneliformis caledonium, 1829 nucleotides long. NCBI's taxonomy places the organism in Eukaryota, Fungi, Glomeromycota, Glomeromycetes, Glomerales, Glomeraceae. The record is from the annotation of a GenBank genome assembly.
CCCCAUUAAAUAUCGAUUAUCUGAUUGAUUAUGCGGAGGGACUAUCAAACUUGAAAUUUUCUUUUACAACUUUACUAACUUUCUCUGUUUCAAUGGAAGGUUUCUCCAGUAGACCACUUUUCCGGUUCCUCACUCAGCCUAAUGUCGUAUCUACGAUUAAUUCUAUAACCGCUGAUAGUAUAUUUGACUACUAUAUGAGAGAAGGGCUAAACAGCGAUUUUUCGCAACUAUAUCAUAUGCUAGCUAAGGAUUUAGAAGAAGUUCUCAAAUCCAAUUUCUUUAAUGAAGAUAUAACACGUGUUUUGAGGGAUAUUAAUGUCAAUUGGGAGGUGAGCAAACAUUUUGUGAUUGCGGUCGCUCAUAUGAUCCUGAUCGGUGGCAACUUGGGGAUUGCGGUCACUCAAGUUUGGAAGUCCGGGAUUGCGACAUGGAAAAAACAACGCAUUCAAGCUUACAAACAUGAAAAAGAGAUCAACAAACAGAAGACCCACCGCGAAAUUCAGUUUCAAAUGAGCACCACAAAAUACCAAAAAGGUGUUGCCACAGUUGUCGAAGCGGAGAUUGACGAGUGGACCAAAGAAGCGGUAAACAAGCGACCUCAUGAUGAUAACGAAUCACAAGAUCCAUCACUUAUUGAGAGUGACCUAAUAGAAUUUGAAAAAAUGACAGAUAAGUCAUGUUCGAAACCUCUUGAAAUACUUUCAACGGGGUCAUUUGUUGAUUUGAGGCAGGGAGGUUGUUAUUACUUGGAUAAAACCCACUUUAUCCAUAAAAUAGAGGAUCUCAAGACUCAUGCCAUUCUCUCUCUACGUCCUCGCCGUUUUGGAAAAACAUUAUUCCUCUCCACCUUGUCCUCAUAUUAUGAUAUAAAAAACAGAGAUCGAUUUGAACAACUUUUUGGCGAUUUAUACAUUGGAAAAAAUCCCACACCAUUAGCAUCGUCAUUUCUUGUUCUUGAACUCAAUUUUUCUGGACUCCGCACCAGUACAACAUAUAAUAUCUUUGAUGAGGAUUUUCACCGAAGUUUGAAUAUAUUUAUGUCGGAGUUCAUGUAUCGAUAUCAACAGGAGUUGGGACAACAUUUUCAAAUUUAUGAUGAAAAUACAAAUGCUUUGGCAAAUUUUUCGAACUUACUGAAGGCGGUGCGGUUGAGUGAGCACAAGCUCUACGUUUUCAUUGAUGAAUAUGAUGCGAGUAUGAAUGAAACUCUUAAAAACAAACCCAUUUUCCAAGAUCUUACUAAUCACAAAAAGGAAGGUGACUCUGUUAAAAGCAAAAUUGAAUUAAUUGAAAGUUCGUUCAAACAAUUCUACAGUCGUCUGAAGACUGCUUGCGAUAAAGGCAUUGCCUAUGUUUUUCAAACUGGCGUAACCCCUAUUGUUAUGGCCGAGUUCACUUCAGGAUUUAAUAUUUCAACAGACUUGGCACUAAGAGAAGAAUUUUGGAAUCUGUAUGGGUUCAAGAAGUCAGAAGUAGAAGUCCUCUUAGAAAAUAUUUCUGAAAAUGGUUUUCCAAAUGACAUUAAAAAUGGAAUAAUCAAAUGGUUGGAAAAUGAAUAUGGGGAUAUUAUUUUAACCCUGAUCAAAAAGAAUGUAUAUUCAAUACCGCUUCUUCGAUUUCCUCCUGAUCCACACACAUUGCCCUCUCAAACAACACUGGACUUAAUUGUAGACAACCCCUUGGGUAAAUCAAUACUUACUGAAGCGAUCGGACAAUUUUCUCUUGAAUCUAAAAAUGGUAUCGAACAACGAUUUCGACUUGCGAACAUUCGUGAACUGGCCACAGAUCUUUUCGGAUUCCGAAUAAUAUUUCAAAAAGAGAAUUCAUAG